AUGUUUUUAGAUCGUUUUGGGUUAGGCGAGCAACGACGUAUCUAUGGUUCUGAAGGUGGUGAUGAAAAGCCCCGCUUCGUCAACAGUCCACAACGACAGGCCUCGCCAUUUCCGAUCGAAAGCACUAACCGCCGCUUCUACAGACGCAAUAGGAACUCCAAAGGCGAGGAAAUAUUCAACAAUGAGGGGGGCACGUUGUCACGACGGGGUCGGCGGCAGGAUGACAACGCGAGCCGCGGGGCGAGACAAUGCAACCUCAAUGGUCCAACAAAUGUUUGCCAAAGUGAGAGAGAGUGUGAUUCCCCACCGGAGCCAGCACCACCUGAAGUUCCUCCGCGGGGUCCGUCUCUCCAUGUGACCCUAAGACACCGCCCAGCUCCUGACCAGCCAGCUGAUGCAGAUCGCCUGUUCCUGUCUGAAGGUAGGAAUAGAUUAAGUAUGAAUUUAUUUGAGUGGUGCAAUUCAAUGUGA
Pieris macdunnoughi is the source of this 471-nucleotide messenger RNA. The record is from the annotation of a GenBank genome assembly. NCBI's taxonomy places the organism in Eukaryota, Metazoa, Arthropoda, Insecta, Lepidoptera, Pieridae.